Messenger RNA from Salvelinus namaycush (lake trout), 1528 nucleotides. Its product is annotated as quinone oxidoreductase-like protein 1. The record is from RefSeq and is a predicted model, not a curated record. The coding region runs from base 313 to 1353 and encodes 346 amino acids. Gene Ontology annotation, molecular function: oxidoreductase activity. NCBI's taxonomy places the organism in Eukaryota, Metazoa, Chordata, Actinopteri, Salmoniformes, Salmonidae. The transcript is spliced from 12 exons.
GUCAACCUCGUGGUAUCAACAUUUUUGGGCGUACAGAGGAACUAAAGGAAAACAUACAAAUAUUUGUUGAUGCAUGUAGUUAGCUAACUUUCUGCCCAUUUUCUUUUAACCGAAGACCGUUAACUAAUAUCAUAUGUCCAAAAUGACAUGUAUUUGUUUUGUAAGAUAUCUGCAUACUCAUUGACAUGGUUUAACAAGAAUUUUGGCAGUACAAGUUUCUACUUUCAAUGCACAGGUAAACAAACAGCAUUGCUAGCUAACGUUAGUUGCUCUUAUUGCGCGUGAAUUUCACCUGCUGACAGUUUUUCCACCAUGAAAGGGCUUUACUGUAAACUGGGUGAAACUGCUGCAGAGGCGAAAUUUGUCAUCCAGGAAACGAAUGUACCCAGUGCCCUCGGUAGCAACCAGGUCAAAGUGCAAGUGAAGGCAUGUGCCCUUAGUCCACUGGAUAUAAAACUCCACGAGGAUCUAAAGUUCCAAAGGGACCUGGUGCCAGUAGGGAGGGAGAUUGUUGGGAUCGUCCUCCAAGUUGGGCCUAAGGUGACCUUUUUCCAACCUGAUGAUGAAGUUGUAGGAAUUCUGCCCUUGGAUACAGCAAUGUCUGGUUUGUGCUAUGCUGUUGUCAUCAACGAGCAUCAUCUUGUGCAGAAGCCAGAGAAGUUGAGCUGGGUGGAGGCGGCAGGGGCCAUUCGGGAUGGACUGCGGGCCUAUACAGCCCUCCAUACCCUAGCCCGUAUGGCAUCCGGGCACACUCUGCUGGUGCUGGACGGAGCCAGUCCCUUUGGAGUUCUGGCCAUCCAGCUGGCCCACUACCAUGGGGUUAAAGUACUGGCAUCAGCCCUGUCCUCCGAAGACCAGAAGUUCCUGGAGCAGCUUCGGCCCAGCAUCGCCAGGGUGAUAGGUGUGUGGGAUUCCAAGGUAGACCUGGUCGAUUCUUGUUUGGAAGAGACGGGCGGUCUAGGGGUGGACAUUGUCAUGGACUCUGGAGUGAGAUUGCACGAGGAGGAGCCAGAGGCCAGGUGUCUUCUGCCUUACAAGCAUGACAUCAUCACCCUGCUCGGGGUUGGAGGUCACUGGGUUACAACUGAGCAAAACCUGCAGCUGGACCCUCCAGAUAGCCGCAGCCUCUUCCUGAAGGCCGCCUCCCUGUCUUUCCUCAACGAGGAGGUGUGGGGGGCUUCCAGUGCCCGCCAGGGGAGGUACCUCCACAUCAUGAAGGAUAUAGUGGAGAAGCUUUCCACUGGGACCUUAAGGCCCCAGCUAGAGGACCCGGUGCCUUUGUAUGAUGCCACAGUUUCCAUGGAGAUGGUGCAAAAGAAACAAGUCCGGAAGAGGUUGGUUAUUCAACUCUGAGGCGGACAGACACUCUGGUCCAGCAUUCCCCUUGUCAAAGACAGGCUCCCAAAUUCUGCCUCGUAUUUGUGGCCAGCAGUGGUGGGAAAAGUACCCAAUUGUCAUACUUGAGUAAUAGUAUAGAUACCUUAAUAGAAAGUAAAAGUGAAAGUCACCCAGUAAAAUACUACUUGAG